UGUUCAUGGCAACCCCUGGGUGAGCCUCACCCAGCUUAGGUAACCAGCUUGACUGCAUAGACUUCAGACAACCAUGUGAAGGGGAGUCAGAGGCCAAGUUUCCGUCACCAUGGUGGAUGUGCAGUGUCUGAGUGACUAUGAGUUGCACAAACAACUGAAGAAGCUUGGAUUUUCAACUGGCCCAAUACUACCUUCCACCAGAAAAAUGUACGAAAAAAAGUUAGUACAAUUGUUGGUCUCGCCUCCCUGUGAAUUACCUGUCAUGAAGAGACCCCAAAAGCCUCCCUGUGAACUACUUGUCAUAAAGAGACCCCAAAAGCCUCCCUGUGAACUACCUGUCAUGAAGCGACCCAAAAAGCUGCAUGGAUUUGAGGACAGCGACGACAGUGAAGAUCCAGCGGUAAAUAUCGUUUUGAAAGGAAAUAUCAAAUUCUCAAAAGACAAAGGCAAGGAAUGUAAAAAAAAACCGGUCAGUGAGACGACAUGGCAGCAGGCAGACACGGGGAGGCCGAACUCUGACUGUAAAAACUGGAAGAUGCUAAUCAAGAAACCCGAGGCUUCUCCUAGUAAAAGAGGGACCUUAGACAUCUACCUGAGCCAGAAACCCACCAAGGGAGUCAGGUAUGCUGCAAGACUAAUCCCGAGGAUCCAGCAUGGGUGCUUUAACAAAGAGGACUCUUGUCAAGGGAACCAGAGCCCAGGGAGCAGGUUCCUGUGCCGGAACCCUGGGAAUAGCAUCCCGUGCCGGAACCCUGAGAACAGCAUCCCGUGGAGCUUGAAGCUGGCCAUCCUUGGCAUUUUCAUCAUCGUGUUGUUCGUCUAUAUAACCGUGGAAAAGAAGCCGCUCUUGCGUUAAACCCUUUAGGGGCAAAGCCGAAGGGCCGUGGCUACAGCUGGGCAGCCCCCCACCCCCUGCCCCGUGCGCUCCCUGCCCUGUACUGGCUCUCCAGGCUGCAUCUGGGUUCAGCUAGGUAGAGGAGCAAGGGCUAUGUGCAUGAUGGUCUGUAAGUCAAGUAAGCCAUCAUUAAAUGUGCUAACACAUCAGA
This is a messenger RNA of Peromyscus leucopus (white-footed mouse), 1046 nucleotides long. RefSeq names its product LEM domain containing 1 (gene Lemd1). The coding region runs from base 110 to 856 and encodes 248 amino acids. The record is from RefSeq and is a predicted model, not a curated record. Lineage: Eukaryota; Metazoa; Chordata; Mammalia; Rodentia; Cricetidae. The transcript is spliced from 7 exons.